Molecule: messenger RNA, 1727 nt
Organism: Tympanuchus pallidicinctus (lesser prairie-chicken)
Lineage: Eukaryota; Metazoa; Chordata; Aves; Galliformes; Phasianidae
Gene: WDR12
Product: WD repeat domain 12
Exons: 13
Coding region: 61-1332 (423 amino acids)
Biological process (GO): ribosome biogenesis; maturation of 5.8S rRNA from tricistronic rRNA transcript (SSU-rRNA, 5.8S rRNA, LSU-rRNA); maturation of LSU-rRNA from tricistronic rRNA transcript (SSU-rRNA, 5.8S rRNA, LSU-rRNA)
Cellular component (GO): preribosome, large subunit precursor; PeBoW complex
Molecular function (GO): protein binding
Source: RefSeq, a predicted model, not a curated record
GCCCGGCGGCGGGAGGGGCUCCGCGACGGCGCGCGGGCUGCUGGGGGCGACGGUGCCGGCAUGGCGCAGCUCACCGCGAGGUUCCGCGCCGAGAACCCUAGGUACGCCGUAGAGGACGUUCCGUUCUCCGUGCCCGCGGCCUCCGAGACCGCCGACCUCAGUCACCUCAUCAACAAGCUGCUGGCGGCGCGCGCCGCGGACCACAAAUAUGUGGAGUUCGACUUCCUCAUCCAGGGCCAGUUCCUGCGCGUGCCGCUGGUCACGCACAUGGAGAUGGAGAACAUCUCCACGGAAGAAGUGGUGGAAAUCGAGUAUGUGGAGAAAUACAUGGCCCCGCAGCCCGAGGAGUGCAUCUUCCACGAUGACUGGAUCAGCUCUGUUCAGGCCACCGAAGAAUGGAUACUAACUGGCUGCUAUGAUCAGUCUGCCCGAAUCUGGUCUUUAGAAGGAAAAUCUAUCAUGACAAUAGCUGGGCAUACAGAAGUAGUGAAGGAUGUGGCAUGGGUGAAGCAAGAUAGUUUAUCCUGCCUGUUAAUCAGUGCAUCUAUGGACCAAACUAUCCUCCUCUGGGAGUGGAAUGUGGAGAAGAACAAAGUGAAAGCCCUUCACUGCUGCAGAGGACAUGCUGGGAGUGUAGACUCUGUGGCAGUUGAUUGCACAAGGACUAAAUUCUGCAGUGGAUCUUGGGAUAAAAUGCUAAAGAUUUGGUCUGCAGUCCCUACAGAUGAAGAGGAUGAGAUGGAAGAAGCAGCUAACAGACCACGGAAGAAGCAGAAAACGGAACAGUUGGGACUAACAAGGACUCCCCUGGCAACCCUCUCUGGCCACACAGAAGCCAUCUCUUCUGUGCUGUGGUCAGAUGCUGAAGAAAUCUGCAGUGCAUCGUGGGACCACACCAUUAAGUUCUGGGAUGCUGAGACUGGGGGUCUCAAAUCAACUUUGACAGGAAACAAAGUGUUUAAUUCCAUUUCUUACUCACCUCUGUGUCGACGUCUGGCAUCUGGGAGUACUGACAGACAUAUCAGACUAUGGGAUCCUCGUGGCAAAGAUGGCUCCUUGGUUCUCCUGUCUCUGACUUCUCACACAGGCUGGGUGACAUCUGUGAAGUGGUCACCCACCCACGAGCAUCAGCUGAUCUCUGGUUCUCUGGACAACAUUGUGAAGCUGUGGGACACAAGAAGUUGCAAAGCUCCACUGUAUGACUUGGCUGCUCAUGAAGAUAAGGUUUUGUGUGUGGACUGGACAGAAGCAGGGUUGCUAUUGAGUGGAGGUGCAGACAACAAACUGUAUUGCUACAGAUACCCAGCCACAGCCUCUGAUGUUGGAGCAUGAAGGUCAACAGCUAGAAGGCAUUUUUUUUUUUUUUUUAAUUUCAAACUUCCCAGUAGUCACUCUCUGUCAACAUCCAUACACACCCAACAUUUGAAUGAAGACUUGCAGUUCAGAGUUGUUCCUACUUUUUGUACUGGUAACCUAUAUCUGAAUUUAUAAGAGCAGAACAACAGCCAGCAGCUUCACACAUGCUUACUGUGAAACAGCAGAGGGUGUUUCUUCCCAUUUUGAUGACUUUGUAUUUAAAUCUUUCAAAUGGCUAUUUGUAUAGCCCUCUUAUUAACAGUAAGCUGUUAUUGACACUUAGAGGAAAAAUUACUGGACUAAAUUAUUAUUUUUUUUUUUUUUUGCAUUCACCUGCAUUCCCUUUAUAAAAAAUUAAAGCUUUUAUCUAA